AUUACCAUACGUCGUAAACAAAGACAAAGCGUAAUGUGUCUCUUGCAGCCGAAAUAAUUUAAUUGUUGGAGGACGAUUUGUGAUGUUUUAUCGUCGAUAUUUUAUCCUGGUGCUUAUAACAUCAUGGUGUGACUCUGGAAAUUUUGCUAACGAUGACAAUCAAUGGCCUAGUGGUAACUUUGGUUUACCUAAAGCUAAAACUGGAUGUCCUGGUGAUUGGAAAAGUGGAUGGCGUGAGGGAUGGAGGUUCCAAGAUAUGGAGGAUGGAUAUCCAAGUUCAGUAGCGUCAGUUGAAAAUCAUAUGGCUGUUACCUUUCCAUUCAGACGUUCAGGAAUAAAUAUCAAUCGAACAUUUUGUAUGUUGAACCAAAUCAAUAAGAAAACAAGAUCUUGGCCCAAGGGUACGUAUUGUAUUUACAAGUCACGAAAUACAAUCUGUCCUAAUGGUAUGAGUCAUGGCUUUGUGAAGUGGGACGAUGAAAACAAGUACAAUAUAAAUAAAAAAGGAGGAUACUUACCUGACGGCAUCUAUAAUAGAGACACUAGAAUUUAUUACUGCUGUCAAACAAAUGGUAACUGGUAUGAUUCCAUUGAAUUGCCAGUUAUCAAACCUUUUUAUUUGUUGACAUCCAGUUCAUUGUUAUCUCCCAAAUGUCAAAUGGUAAUGUGGGCAACAAGUCAGAUGGAGUAUAUUUUAUUUAAUACGGAGCAUAAUAACAAUAGAGACUAUUUUUCUGGAAAUCACGUGUUCGAGGACACUUCUGCUACAUAUAACAGCCGUACAAAGCUGUAUUAUUGUUAUUACAAAGACUGCCGUGAUUCAUUGAUUGGGCCCAGUGGUUCAAUAUCUUCAUACAACAUUGCACAAAACGAAAUGGAUCCACAUUCUCAAUAUUGUUCAUGGCUAAUUACUGUAGCAGAAACAUUUGUCAUCUCCCUGAAAUUCUCGAUAUUAAAUAUCCCACAAUGCAACGAUGCAUUUCUUUUUAUAUACAAUGGUCCUAAUAAUACCUCGCCUCUACUUGGUAAAUAUUGUGGACAAAAUGCAACUGCAGGAAUGGAAAUACGUUCUUCAACAAACUAUUUGUUUAUCGUGGGUAACUCUGGUAGCUAUGGCUCACGUCUGAAAAGUGUGUUUGACUUUCAUGCUGAUUAUAAUUCCGAGCAUGCAGAAGUCUGUCAUCGCGACGUCAUUGAAAAUUCUGGCACCUUAAAAUCACCAAUAAUUGACACGCCUGUUGGUUAUCCUCGUCGCUCAAAUUGUUCGUGGUUGAUAACUGUUGAUGUGGAUAACAUAAUUAUGUUGAAUUUUUCAAUGUUAAAUGUCGGUGAUGACGACCUCACAAUUUACGAUGGAAUAAAUUCCAGUGCACCUCUCCUGAGAAGAUAUUUUGAAAACUCCAAGUACAACACAUCGCUGGUGUCAUCAACCAACAGUAUCUACAUUUUACUGAAGUUUGUUAAUUAUAAAAGAACGGAUUUUGUUUUGGAGUACAACAAUCAACCAAGACCAACAGAAGAAGGAAAGACGACAACGUUACCCAGCAGUUUCACCUUUGCUUCUACUACACAAGACCAUGAAAAAAGGGCAAAAAGUAGAGAGAAUCAACGAACAACGUACAUAAUUGUUGCUGUUGUUAUUGCAGGGCUUGUGUUGGUGAUUGUUGUUAUUGUAAUCAUCUUCUUAAUAAGAAAGAAAAGGAUCGGAACAAACAAGACGUUCUUUGCCACGAAUCUAUCCUAUAGUUUUAGGAAGGAAACCAGAACAAAGAGCAAAAAUGACGAAUCCACCGAAUACGCUGUUCCAUCAUCCCCUCAAGAGAAAAUAUGGAAUUCCGGUUCAAAAAUAUGUAAGGAAGGGAGAAAUCCUAUCUAUCAUCCUGCUGAUGAUGGGGAGUCGACAGCUUUGUAUUCCUCCACAGAUGAUCAUUCUAUAUACGUAAAUGAAUACAGAGCUGCAGAUAGUAAAAAUCCGCUGUAUGCUGCAGGAGUUUCCCCCGGGGGCUCUAACGAGUAUGCCGAACCCGAUACAUCUCAGAAUCAAGAGGUUGUUUACACUGAGCCCGAUGUAUGAAUGUCCAAUAGAGAAAUUCUAUCAAACAGAUGAAAUUUGACGUAGAGCACAGGUUGUUCAGAGGUCUUAAUCGAAAUCUUGUAUAAUCGUAUCAUUUAAUGAACGUCACUUAUAGAAAAACAUUCUACGUAAAAUAGCGUGCUCGUUUUUGCUCACUCACACUCACUGAGUGCGACAUAUAGAGAUCUUUCUUUCACAAAUCAAUCGCAAACUUAUUUCUCCAUCGAUGGCAAGAUUUAUGGAAAAGUAAUUUGUGGAGUAAGUUAUGAGGCGAUUUUAAAGCCCCACUCAAUGACUGUGAGUGUGAGUAAGCUUUUAGAAUACAGGCGUAUGUUUGGAUACUUUCGUACAUAGGUUUACAUGAUAUGGUCAGGCCUUUUUAACUGACGCUUGACGAUUUUUUGGUUUUAAACAACUAAACGUCUUGAAUUGGAUUUUUGUCGUGCAAUAAAUUACUAGUUCAACUUUUUUAAUUGUACAAUAAUUGACGAUGAAUAAUUCAAAACUUACUAACAUUAUUUAUAAAUCAUUGCAUAAAUAAUAUACUUCUAUAGCUGAAAUGUCAUUGUACGUAUAUAUCUCUUUUUUCUUACGACGUUUGCGAUUGCUUAUUUAUCAUUUUAGCAUUAAAGGAAAGCAAGCACGACA
Messenger RNA from Xenia sp. Carnegie-2017, 2722 nucleotides. RefSeq lists its product as uncharacterized. Gene Ontology annotation, molecular function: wide pore channel activity. The transcript is spliced from 9 exons. Bases 83 to 2074 code for a protein of 663 amino acids. NCBI's taxonomy places the organism in Eukaryota, Metazoa, Cnidaria, Anthozoa, Malacalcyonacea, Xeniidae. Gene Ontology annotation, cellular component: membrane. The record is from RefSeq and is a predicted model, not a curated record.